AUGAAUUCCUCUACGGCGACGGAGCCGAGCGACGCUUCCAAGACCCUCUUGGUUGGAUCGCUUUUGGCGGCGCGGGAGGGCGUGUACCAGAAUGCCGUGCAGGAACUGCAGGGAAAGAGCUCGGUUCUUGAGACAGAGAUGCUCGACCGUCUCACCGACACAGACUACCAGCCUGCGGCCAAUUUUUUUGAUCAAGUGUAUGUUAUGGCGCCAUCUGAAGGCACGCCUUGGGCGGCUCUAUUGUCGAAGCUCUCUGCUGCAGUUGCACCGGGUGGGAAACUGCGCGCCACACUGGUCGGCAAGCCAAGCGAAGAGGCCAUCACGCGCCUGCGUGCGGAAGUGACGAUUGCGGGCUUUAGCAGCGUCACAGCCGACGGUGAGGGUAUGCUGAGCGCGGUCCGACCUGAGGCGCCUGCUGUAUCGGUAGCCACGGCCUCCCCCGCUGCGGCGGUGCCACUGCGCAAGAAACUCGGCGGUGACGAGAACCGGCAGCAAAAGAAGGCAUCGCUGUGGGCGACACAGCCAGAGGCGCAGAUUGACGCUGACUCGCUUCUGGCUGGCAGCGACCGGAUGGGCCCGCGCGCGAUGAAGCGUGAGGACUGUACUGUUGACCUGACACAGCCUCGCUCGCGCCGAAAGCGUGCCUGUAAGAACUGCACGUGUGGCCUCCGUGAGCUGGAGGAGGAAGAGCGCAACGGUACGAUUGUGCAGCUGCUCGAGAGUGAAAUCAACGGCAGUGCCGGCGGUGCGCGACAGGAAGUUACUUCUACCGUUACGGGCCCUGAUGGUAUUGAGCGCACGGUCAAGCGGGUCCAGGUGGACACGCGCGGCGCGACGAGCAGCUGUGGCAGCUGCUUCCUGGGUGAUGCGUUCCGGUGCAGCACGUGCCCCUACCUGGGCAUGCCGGCCUUUGAGCCUGGCCAAAAAGUAGAGAUCCCUGUAUCUAUGGACGAUGAUGUGUAG
Malassezia sympodialis ATCC 42132 is the source of this 963-nucleotide messenger RNA. RefSeq names its product electron carrier DRE2 (gene DRE2). Lineage: Eukaryota; Fungi; Basidiomycota; Malasseziomycetes; Malasseziales; Malasseziaceae. The record is from RefSeq and is a predicted model, not a curated record. Gene Ontology annotation, cellular component: cytoplasm. Gene Ontology annotation, molecular function: iron-sulfur cluster binding. Gene Ontology annotation, biological process: iron-sulfur cluster assembly.